AUGCAGGUCUGCAGCCACCGGGCCUCUGUCCCGGACUUGGUAGUCCCGAAUGACUUUGAUUUUUUCCUUUUUGCAUUUCUGGUUUAUCUUAUGUCCUCUCCCCGCUUCCCCCAGGGCACCUUCUCUCUGAUUAUUGAGGCUCUCCACACAGAUUCUCCUGAUGACCUCACGACAGAAAACCCAGAAAGACUCAUCAGCCGCCUGGCCACCCAGAGGCACCUGACGGUUGGCGAGGAGUGGUCCCAGGACCUGCACAGCAGCGGCCGCACGGACCUCAAGUACUCCUACCGGUUUGUGUGUGACGAGCACUACUACGGGGACGGCUGCUCAGUCUUCUGCCGUCCCCGAGACGAUGCCUUCGGCCACUUCACCUGCGGAGAGAGAGGGGAGAAGGUCUGCAACCCUGGCUGGAAAGGCCAGUACUGCACAGAACCAAUCUGCUUGCCGGGGUGUGAUGAGCUGCAUGGGUUUUGUGACAAGCCAGGGGAGUGCAAGUGUCGAGUGGGCUGGCAGGGUCGGUACUGUGAUGAGUGCAUCCGAUACCCAGGCUGUCUCCAUGGCACCUGCCAGCAGCCCUGGCAGUGCAACUGCCAGGAAGGCUGGGGGGGCCUUUUCUGCAACCAGGACCUGAACUACUGCACGCACCAUAAGCCCUGCAAGAAUGGGGCCACCUGCACUAACACAGGGCAGGGCAGCUACACGUGCUCUUGUCGGCCUGGGUACACGGGCGCCACGUGUGAGCUGGAGGUAGACGAGUGUGAGGGCAGCCCCUGCAGAAAUGGGGGCAGCUGUACGGAUCUCGAGAACAGCUAUUCCUGUAUCUGUCCCCCUGGCUUCUAUGGCAAAGUCUGCGAGCUGAGCGCCAUGACCUGUGCAGAUGGCCCUUGCUUCAACGGGGGACGGUGCUCAGACAACCCCGAUGGGGGGUAUGCCUGCCGCUGCCCUGCGGGCUACUCUGGCUUCAACUGCGAGAAGAAAAUUGAUCGCUGCAGCCCUUCACCCUGUUCUAAUGGUGCCAAAUGUGUUGACCUCGGCGAUGCCUACCUGUGCCGCUGCCAGGCCGGCUUCUCUGGGCGGCACUGCGAUGACAACGUGGAUGACUGUGCCUCCUCCCCAUGUACCCAUGGGGGCACCUGUCGGGACGGCGUGAAUGACUACUCCUGCACCUGCCCCCCUGGCUAUGCGGGCAAAAACUGCAGCGCCCCCGUCCGCAGGUGCGAGCAGGCGCCCUGCCACAAUGGGGCCACCUGCCACGAGAGGGGCCACCGCUACGUGUGCGAGUGCGCCCGGGGCUACGGGGGCCCCAAUUGUCAGUUCCUGCUCCCCGAUCCGGCCCCCGGCCCCAUGGUGGUGGAUCUCACCGAGAAGCUGGAGGGGCAGGGCGGGCCGCUCCCCUGGGUGGCAGUGUGCGCCGGCGUCGUCCUGGUCCUCAUGCUGCUGCUGGGCUGCGCUGCUGUGGUGGUCUGCAUCCGGCUGAGGCUGCAGAAGCGCCGACCCCCUGCUGACCCCUCCCAUGGGGAGACGGAGACCAUGAACAACCUGGCCAACUGCCAGCGGGAGAAAGACAUCUCGGUCAGCGUCAUCGGGGCCACGCAGAUCAAGAACACCAAUAAGAAGGCAGACUUCCAUGGGGACCACAGCGCCGACAAGAACGGCUUCAAGGCCCGCUACCCGGCAGUGGACUAUAAUCUCGUACAGGACCUCAAGGGCGACGAAACCACUGUCAGGGAUGUACACAGCAAGCAUGAUGCCAAGUGCCAGCCCCAGGGCUCCGCAGGGGAGGAGAAGGUUACCCCGACCACACUCAGGGGUGGAGAAUCAUCUGAUAGAAAAAGGCCAGACUCUGUCUAUUCUACUUCAAAAGACACCAAGUACCAGUCGGUGUACGUCAUAUCGGAAAAGGACGAGUGUGUCAUAGCAACUGAGGUGUAAAGUGGAAGUGAUAUGGCAAAGUUCCCGUUUCUCUUAAGAUAAAUAAAAUUCCAAGGAUAUAUGCCCCCGUGAAUGCUGCUGAGAGAGGAAAGGGAGACCUCCGUGGACUGCUGCUGAGAAACUAACUCGGACCGAGCUGGUUCUCUUCCUGAAGUUAGCCAAGCGACUGCGCCGGCCCGGCCCGUGGGCUCUCGCCCAGCUGCGCCACCGACGCCGCUCCCUUGCACUACGGACAGUUGCUUUUACAGAGAAUAUAUUUAAGUGGACGGACUGAACUGCUACGUGCGGAGCAGGCACUGCCUGGAGUGUAUAUUUCAGAUUCUGAUGAGCCAGUCUUUUCUCGAAUUAGAAACACAAACACUGCCUUUAUUGUCCCUUUUGAUACUAAAAUGUGUUUUUUCUAGACAGAAAAAAAAAGUGUGUUAUUUUUUGGAUUUGUAAAAAUAUUUUUCAUGAUAUCUGUAAAGCUUGAGUAUUUUGUGAUGUUCAUUUUUUUAUAAUUUAAAUUUCGGUAAAUAUGUACAAAGGCACUUCGGGUCUAUGUGACUAUAUUUUUUUGUACAUAAAUGUAUUUAUGGAAUAUUGUGCAAAUGUUAUUUGAGUUUUUUACUGUUUUGUUAAUGAAGAAAUUUCUUUUUAAAAUAUUUUUCCAAAAUAAAUAUCAUGAAUGACAACCAGGA
Molecule: messenger RNA, 2612 nt
Organism: Galeopterus variegatus (Sunda flying lemur)
Lineage: Eukaryota; Metazoa; Chordata; Mammalia; Dermoptera; Cynocephalidae
Gene: DLL1
Product: delta-like 1 (Drosophila)
Exons: 9
Coding region: 1-1932 (643 amino acids)
Biological process (GO): cell communication; multicellular organism development; Notch signaling pathway
Cellular component (GO): membrane
Molecular function (GO): calcium ion binding
Source: RefSeq, a predicted model, not a curated record